UGCCUUUAAAAGUAGGGCUCAAAAGCAUGAAGCAACAACUUCCAACAGAUGCACGUUCAACUCCAACAGACUGAAGAUGUCUAUGCAUAAUUAUGUCAACUUGAACAUGGACAGAGAAAAUGAAGAGCAUGUCUACAUCAAUGAAGAAGCUAACAGUCAGAUCUCCACAACACACCAAACACCUGGAAGCUCAGUAGGUGAUUCUGUGAGGAUCAGAAACUACAGAGCAGCUACAGUGUGUUCGGUGCUGCUGUGUGUUGUUCUGCUGACUGCGCUCAUAGUGCUGGGCACAAACUACAAACAAGAGACACACCAGCUACAAUCUCACAACACCAACCUCAUAAAUGAGAGAGAUGAAUUACUGUCGAAGAAUAAUGACCUGAUUAAAGAAAGAAACGCAUGCAGACAAGAUUUUUUUAAAGAAGACAAUGGAUGGAUUUACGGUCACUCCAGUUUUUACUACAUUUCCAAAGAGAAGAAAAGCUGGAAUGAGAGCAGAAGUUACUGUAUGGAGAGAGGAGCAGAUCUGAUCAUCAUAAACAACAAAGAGGAACAUGAUUUUGUUCAGAAGAACAUUCGUGGUUCUUUAUUCUGGAUUGGUCUGACUGACAUUGAUGAAGAGGGCUCGUGGAAAUGGGUUGACGGCAGCACACCGACCCUUAGGUUUUGGUGGACUAAUGAGCCCCGUGGACAAAGACGAGAAAACUGUGUUCUAUAUUAUAUUUCAAAUUGGUCCGAUUACCCAUGUGAUGACGCUCAUCUUUGGAUCUGUGAGAAGAACAUGUCCAUGUGACUUGAUAUAUGAGAUGGAAGUUAAAGUAAUAAAAUAUUAUGCUAUUGCCCUUUUUUUGUUAGAUUGUAUCAUAUGCUUGUUACUACACAUACUUAACCAAAGUAUCCAUGAAGUGUUUCGUUUUACUUAUUAAAUGUACCAGAAAAUGUUAUGUGAUGUGUGUUGUCUCAGUCAUCUGUGAAAAUUAAAGAUUAAGUACAAAGUA
Messenger RNA from Megalobrama amblycephala (Wuchang bream), 998 nucleotides. RefSeq names its product CD209 antigen-like protein C. NCBI's taxonomy places the organism in Eukaryota, Metazoa, Chordata, Actinopteri, Cypriniformes, Xenocyprididae. The coding region runs from base 77 to 793 and encodes 238 amino acids. The transcript is spliced from 5 exons. The record is from RefSeq and is a predicted model, not a curated record.